Amoebophrya sp. A120 is the source of this 3064-nucleotide messenger RNA. The record is from the annotation of a GenBank genome assembly. NCBI's taxonomy places the organism in Eukaryota, Dinophyceae, Syndiniales, Amoebophryaceae.
CGUAAAUCCACGGUGAAGCAGACUCCGGCGAACACCCGGAGCCUCACCUUCAAAAGAUUGAAAUCUGGUUUCGGCAUGCUGAAAUCCGCCCCCUUGCGAAAGCAGACCCCCACGUCGAAACGGAGCCACAAGCGCAACGCAGAUCCUGAAGCAGGACCGGAAAGGGGCAAUCCCGCCGAGGAGAGCCCGACGCACUCAGACGACACUGAUCCAGAAAACCCCACUGUCGGAAAGCAAAGCAGCGGUGUGUCCACUACGGUUGCAUCUAAACGAUCCUUCCGAUCGCUCGCCCUUGGUGGGCGGUCACGUGUCCUCGGUAGGCUGUUCGGCGCGGGCGCUGCAACGCGGGAUUGGGAUGACGAUGAGGACGAGGACGAUGCCCAAACCAACAAGCGACUCAGUCAAAACUCCACUGACGAAUACUCCGCCAUCAAUUUUCAUUCUUCUCGCGCGAUGCAGACGAUACGGAGUCUCACACCGUCGGUGGUGCAGGAUGUAGGCACGAGCACGGAGAUGCUGUUGCGGGAGACCUUUCUGUCCGGUGCGCACAUGAUCAAAAACGUGUUCCCCUUGGUCCAGAAGCAAUCCCACGUCAUGCUGAGCAACAACGUUUGUGUGGUGGUUUCGAAUCUUCCGGCCAACAUCGGCAGGAGGAAAAGUGGCGGCAGUGUAGGGCGGGUUCCUGGUUCGGGUGGUACGGCAUCGACAAAAGUGAAACGCUCGAAGUCCUUGCGGAAAAGAACCAAGAGCAGGAAAUCGAACGCUUUUGAUACCACCUCCACCUUCGGUGGUGACAAGACAGGUAUUGACACGGCUGCACCCGAUCUUGGCGACUGCGGGGGAGUAGAUUUUUCCCCUCGCAGUGCUGGUGAUGCUGUGCUAGCUCCUACGGACCCUCAUGCGGACACCAGUACCAAAGAAAAAGAUGCAGAAGAUACUUCAACCAUAUUCAGCGGGCUCUCCAAGAGCGCGCACCUGCGUAGUGGCAGAUGGGCUAGAACAACCGUCGGCGCCGGUAGCAACUCUAGCGCGGAUCUCAAUGGAGGAGCGACUAGCAGCAGGGGCGCAGGUUCCUCUUCUCCAUUAAGGCGAAACAACCAACGAACCAGGACGGAAGUUUUUACGGAAAAACUAAAGCAAACGGUUUUAACGGGCAGUAAAACGGCCAAGGAACGGAAAAAACGAGACGAGGAGAGGGCGGCAGGGGAUCAGUCGGUUGGGCUUCACGUCACAACGUCGCGAAAAAGCGGUCGGGCGAGUAUUGGAUUAGGACUGCUGGCGAAACCGAAUGAGGAAAGUGCGAAGUUGCCGGGUGCGGGAGCUACACCAAAUAGCGCGUCUGCUGCAACGGGAAGCGCGCACUCGCAGCGAGCGACAUCGAGCUUCGACUUUUUCGGAAGUUUGUCCACGGGUAGAUUCAAACGCAACAGCACGUUGGCAGCAGGUUCGACGGAUGAUUUGGUAUCAGCUCCUGACGGAAAGAGCGAGCGCGAUGCUCAAGUAGAAGUGCCGAAACAGGACGAUGAGGAAGAAUCCCUGGACCCCGUGUUGCCCAAGAUCACUGAACGAUCUGAAGCGCCGGAUGUUGCAGGCAAGAAGACUUUCGGCCCUGCUGCAAAGGAGGCGACAAAAGAUAAUGAGAAGAACAAGCUCGGUAUUCCUGGAGGUGGUGGACAGCAACAGCUGAGAGUCGGUUUUCGCUUCUCCUUGGUUUCCUCCAUUUCCAAGCAGAGCUUCCGGCCCAGCGUCACGAAACAGGAAACUACGGACUCGGCAGCUGGUGGUGUCACUUCUGCGGCGUUGUUUUCCCCUUCGAAGUUCAACGCGACCAAGGCCGUGCGCGCUUUGGACGUGAAUGCGACAGACGCGUUUUCCGCGAUGACGAAAGCCAACAGCUUGAUCAAGACUUUGGCCGGGUUCCAAACCGACAAACGGUUCUUCGCCCUGCGGGGGACCAACGCGAAAAUGAACGCGGCGACGCGGGGUAAGAUGCGUAGUCAGAACCCGGUGAUCGACGAAAUGCUGGAAGAGAUGAAUCUUGAGGUGUCUGCCGCGCAUGUCGCCGUUGUCGAGGAUAUCUGCGACGCAUUUCAGCUUCGGGUCUUUCUCCGUUACAUGGCACGGUACAUUGUGAAAUUGAUGACGUGUUUCGCCUUCUUGGCGACGCCGACGGUCGCAAGCUUGACCCCGACGAAGUAUUUGCCUGGGUUUAACGAGUACUACGAUAGCCACGCUUCAAGUGUUGAAAACAAGAACAGUCGGCAAACCAUUUUUUUCGGAACAGACUCCCGGACCACGUUUCUCCUGAUGGUGUGCACGUUUCUGGUUUUGGACUCGUUAGAGGCGGUGUUUCUGCUCUCCCAGGUGUUGCUGAAGUUCACGAAUAAGCCGAAGGAAAAAAUCAAAAAGUACAAUGCGAUUUUAGCGAACAAACCCCUGCGCUGGAGUUGCACGACGUUUUUAGUUUACGCCUUGAUGGACGUCUUUCAGACCAGGUGGGAUCCUUGGAGUCAGAGACUUUGGGAGGAGGAGAUUGGCGUGGAAGGAAAUACGGGUGGUGGUAUAGGCGAAGUAAAGCCUUCUGGUCAGGGUCUAAUGGCCAUGCUCUUUCAAGCCUGUGAGGAAGACAUUUUUAGUUUAUUCUAGGUGGCAGUUUUUGGGCGAUGAAAUAUUGAAACUUGUCCUUCUAGUAGGUACAACGUGGUUAAAGUUUACAAUUUCAUUUUUCAUCAUCAAAUUGGAGAUUGAUGCUGGACUUUGCAUAAAAAUAUAAAGCUUACCUGAGUGUGCGAGACUCUAUCAUAUCGGUUGCGAAACAAGAGCCCUCGGGAAAAAGGUAAAAGCCAAGUUCACGUUGUGUCGUUGCCUGCAAAAGGUAAAAGCGAAGAUCGGGGAGUCGGAGUGGUCUUCAGCUCUUGUAAAAAAUAGCCCGCGAUUGGAGAAAGACAAGGACAUGAAAGUGGAUUCGAGUUAGAACAACAUGCGUUUUACAUAAUUGUAGUAAAAGUGACGCUGGUGGAGCUGGUGCCGGUGCGCAAAGUAGAACCAAUUAAUUCGAAUGAAU